This is a messenger RNA of Venturia canescens, 6741 nucleotides long. RefSeq names its product connector enhancer of ksr (gene cnk). The transcript is spliced from 11 exons. Lineage: Eukaryota; Metazoa; Arthropoda; Insecta; Hymenoptera; Ichneumonidae. Gene Ontology annotation, molecular function: protein binding. The coding region runs from base 94 to 6432 and encodes 2112 amino acids. The record is from RefSeq and is a predicted model, not a curated record.
UAUUCGCGUUCAGGUUUGUUCACAGGGUUUGCCACGCGGUUCUGAUGUUUCGAUUUAUCUUGUCGGGUCAUUCGUUGUUGCGAAGAACGGGUCAUGGCUUAUGUCAAUGUUGCCGAAUGGAAAACCGAUCAAGUUUGCGAAUGGUUGAAAGGUCUGGACACGUCGGUACUUCCGUACGUUCAUGGCUUCACCAACAAUGCGGUGAACGGGCAACAAUUGUUGAACCUGAGAUCGGAAGAUUUGGAACAAUUGGGGGUACUGAAGUUGGGACAUCAGGAAAUAAUUUUAGAAGCGGUGGAGUAUCUGAGAAAUUUUCAUUAUGAGCUAGAUAGAGAAAAUUUGCAAUUGUUAGCUCUGCAUCUGUCGUGCAAGGCUCACAGUUUGCGCAACGAGUUGUCCAGGCAGACAGAUUCCAAGCCUGUUACGACUCAAACUCUGUCCGACGUAGCUUCAGUGGUGAUGGCUGUGAAACCUUUGGUGAGAUGGUUGGACAGGCCCCCUUUUGGCGGACAGCUCGAGUACAAUGACAAAAAAUCACAGUUGCUCAAAUUGUCCUUGGAAAUGGCGACUUGCGCUCAGAGAGACAGAUUCGCAGAGAAGCCUAUAGAAGAGAUACGAAGUACCUGCCGGCGAUUAGCAGAAUUAGCCGAUUAUGUUAUACAGGAUAUUGUUGAUCCUAUGAUUCUUCAACCAGCCAGUUUGGAUCUUGCAACGUUGAAGAAAAGACCCGGCGAUGAUCUGGGCUUCUACAUUUUGCCGUCGUUUCACGGUAAUCAUCAAAUAGCGGAAAUAAAAUUCGGCUCGGCCGCUCAUACGUGCGGAAAAAUGGAAGAAGGCGAUGAAAUAGUUCAAGUUAAUUAUCAGACGGUAGUCGGAUGGGAACGGAAAAAUGUGGUCGAAUUGUUUACAGAGAGUCCGGCCGAAGUUUUGCUCACACUCAAGCGUAGACCCAGGCAUACCAAAGUUUAUGGUCAAAUUUACAUAAAGCCAUACAGAUUACCGAGCAAUAAAAAAACUCCGUACGCCACAAGGUGGCAACAUAAUCUUCCAUCGCCGAGACCGGAAUUACUCACCAUACCCGAUUUUACGAUGCCAUUACCAAGGCAUGUGACCAAAGAGCCAAUUCCGGAACGAUCGAGUAUAACCAUAGACAACAGCAAUAAGAUUACAGCGAGCGGCAUGCUAACUGUCAUGGUAGGCUCCGCGAUCUCAGCGACCAAUACGAGUGAUGCUAACGGUAAACGCAUUAUCAGCCGCAUCGACGACCGUGGCUCUAGUAGCAGCAGUAGCAGCAGUGGUAAUGAUUCGGACAGUGAGAUUGAACCGCGACUGUCGAGAAGAUUGUAUGGAAGUAAGCCGCGUAAUUUGGUACAGCGACGAGCGACGAUAACUGGAGCGAGUCCGACUACAAAGCAUGGGGUCGACAUAGAACAAUUCUGGAAAGAAUUAAAGCAAGAGCAUAGCACAAGUUUCCAGCUACGCGAUAAAGCGGCAUCCUGCGCCCACGGUCUUGAUAACGUACAAUCGUCCGACAGUAGGCCACAGACCUGUCUCGGUAUAGAGCAAACGAAGCAACAGCAGCAGCGAAAGAAACAAAGAGACGAGGAGCGGAAAGUACAGUUUGACGAUAAAAUGAGACAAUAUAAUUGCAAAGAGGAUAUUUCGCAAUCCGAACGAAUGGAAAAAGUGGUCAGCUAUCGAACGACGGCAAUCGGAUCGGUGGCAAUAAGCAAUACAAUCAAUCAUAGUGAUAUUUCAGUGCCUUUGGAUAAGUGCGAUGAGAUUUGUGGCUCGUUACAACAUAUAGAUAACGACGAUGAUGAUGCAAGUGGAGGAGGAGAGACUGUCGCCGUUACCGGAGCUCGGAAAGAACGUGGCAAAUUGGAUAAGAGUUACAGCACACCAGCUUACGACAUUGACGAACCGAAUCUCAUCGAAAUAAUUGAUAAGUCAUCGAGCAAUCAAACUGAUAACUUGGUCAACAAUUUAACUAAGAACCCAACUAGUAUUAAGACUAUUGAGACUGAUACAAAAUUAAGCAAUGAAACAUUGGAUACCAAACGAGUUGCGAAGCUUCCGUCACCGUUGCCUACAUCUUUUUUUGAUGGGAUCAACGAUGAAGAAGAGGUCAAGAAUAGAAGGGAAAACCAAUUGGACAUUGUUUCAAGCGUAGCUCAACGGGUUGAACGAAUCGAAUGUAUGCAACAGCAACAAAGUCGAAUGAAUCAUCAAUCGCAUUUGAAUGACAAAAAGCCAAGAGACGAUGAUGAGAAUUCAUGCAGUAGCAGUAAAGAGGAUGACUGUAAGGAGACGGGACUUGGAAAUUUCAACAGUCAAGUUAAACGGUAUGGAAGGAUGACGACGACGUCGUCGGUAGCUUUACCCGGAUCAACAAUACUCUUGGAGACAACUAAUGGAGAGAGCGGACGAGAAUUGAAAAACCGUGAAAGUAGUGAAGAUAAAACGGAAUCUGCGAACAGUUACGUCGAAGGUGUUGGUAAUAUAAGCAGUGGCGAAACGGACAUGUCCUAUGAAAAAUGUAAGAGGAACGAGGAGAGUGGUUGGUCUUCUGUUUUAGCUCAAACUUUCGAUGGAACGAACGGUGAAGAUUCGAAGCAUGCGACUGGUAAUGAAAACGAUGGCUUUCAAAAAAUGAAGGUCGACCCAAUGAUGUGCACCAGCAGCAGCAGCAGCAGCAGCAGCAGCAGCAGCAGCAGCAGCCAACAGCGAGUCGACACUAAUUAUUCGAAUCCUUCUUUCGCAAUAAUGUUGAAUAAUAAAUCAGACUCGAAUAAUUCUUUGUCCAAGGGAAUGGAAAUGAACUCGAGGAGAUUGACCCCACCCGAACCACCGCCUCGAAAAUAUUUUUCGAAACCAUUGUCGUUGUACGAUACUGGGGUUCUUCCGGUUUGUCUUGAUGGUGAAUUACCCAGCGAACCGGGUAUGAUGACAGCGGUAGAGAAAUUAGUGCCUCCGAAUGUAAAAGACACGGAUAGCGAGGGCUACGGCGACAGGGGGGAAUAUCGUGAUUUCGUCGAAAAAUCGAACGAUUUUAUAGAUGAAACGCUCAACGAUAAUUCAUCCUAUUUGAUCGAUCAUUACGGGUACACAGAAAUUUACGAGGGCCCAACGAAAGCGGUGACGGUGGCGGUGGCGGCGGCGGCGGCAUCGGCUUCGGCAUCGAUGGUAGAAACUAAUACUGAUGAAUACGAGUCUUACAACGAGAAAUUUGGUGGUAGUCUACUUAAUAGCGAACAAGGACACUCAGUUUCACGUAGCGGAGUCGACUCUCCCGAUGGUUCUGGAUUUUCCCGAUUAGCUCGUCCACCCGACGCGAGAGUAAAACAGAUCGUUGACAAUAAGGACAAGCAUUGCGAGAAGGGAGUCGUUAAUCGCGCUAUGAUGGUCGCUCGAAGUAUCGGGCUACACUCCGGAUCUAAUAAAUCUUAUGGUAAUAACUCGCCGAGAAGUACCAGAAAACGGAAUUUACUUCUUGCCAAAAGGAGAAACGUCUCGGUAAAGGAGGUUGGACCGGGAGAACUCGAAGGAUGGUUGACCCAUCGAAGCAGAGGCGCCGGUGGAGCUUGGGCGAGGUCGUGGUUCAUUCUUAAAAGCUCAUCCCUUUACAGGUUCAAAGCUCAGGACAGCCCAAAGUCGGACUGUCUAAUAGCAUUGCCAGGCUUUACCGCGUCGACAGCAACUGAAGUGAAAUCCCGGAAAAACGCAUUCAAAGUUUAUCACACCGGAACAGUGUUUUACUUUGCGGCCGAUAGCGAAGAUUGUCUUGCCCUUUGGCUCGAUGCAAUAAACAAAGCGACUCUUGGUGCGGAUACUCAAAAUCGUACGAGCGGUCUUUUUAGUGAAACGGACGAGAGCGAGAGCGAAUGCAGCGGCGGCGGCGUCGUCGACGUCGUCUCCAAGAUGAAGUCGAAACCAAUGAACAACGUGACGAAAAACGUGACUUCGUCGCCGGUUCAGCCCGUGCUGCCACCACUGCCACCGCCACCACCGCCGUCUCCUCCCUCACAUUCCCACGAAGGGGUGUUUGGCUCGCUGAAAAAAAUAGGACGCAAGGAGAGUACGACCGGUUACAAAGAACACGAGAUCGUAGGAGCGAGCUUGGAUCGGAAAUACUUGAGAUUUUUGGGCUCGAGGAAUCAGAACGUUCCUGUUCCUACAGCACAGUUCCGGAGUUACAGACGCGUAUUACCAACUUCCACUGCCAAUAGAAAACAAGCUUCGAGUCCCAAUUCACCGGAUCUCCGAGUAAUGGUCGCUGGUAGCACGUUCUAUGGAUUGUCCUCGUCUCAAAGUGCAACCGAUGUGCCGAGCACGAGCCAAGAUAUGAGCGAUUAUCGCCGAACGACCGACAGAUCGUCGAGCAUACGCGACGGCGGCGGCGGCGGCGGCGGCGGCGGCGAUAGAGAAAGACGACCAGAGGAUUUACGAGGAUUUAUUACGUUGGAGGAAUUUAUGUUGGGCUGCGGUCAGAGCGGCGUUGGCCAUGAUGAUCCGAACAGCGGCGGCGGUGGCGGUGUCGGUGAUAGCGGUCGGACGUUAUCGCGACUAUGCAACAACGAUGGCGCUUCGUCUUUGCCGAGGGUGACUCCACUAACGAGCGAUCACAUUCACAUACGGCAUAAAAAUUUUGAUGACAGUAGCGUCAUCGGUUCACCCUCUCUCGGGGGAGGAGAAGGAGCGUACGGUGAUUAUUCGAUGAGCAACGGAAUGAUAUACGGACAUCCGCGAAACGGUCAAGAAAAUUCUAUUCGUUCCGUCAUCGAGGGUUCUUUCCAUCGGGAGACAGCAAAAGUUCGGAGUACGGUGCUGCCUGAGAAAAUAUCACAGCAGCAGCUGCCGCUGCCGCCGCCACCGCCGUCACCGUCACCGUCUCCUCAGCCUUCGCAUGACUACCAUAACCGUUAUUGUCCUGAUCAAUUGAGAGCGACGGUCGGGCAUAGCGGCAAAAAAUCCAUCCUUGGCAUUGGCUGCUCGUAUGAGAAACAAAUUUCGGCAAGUGCCGGACUUUAUUCCAACAAGGAGCAAAGUAGUACCGAUCGGACGCGAUGCGAAAAUGCCUUGAGUGGAAUUAGCAAUGAGCAAUUCAACAAUGGUGUACAAAAUUUAGACGAUAAGCGCGAGGAUUCCAAACAUUCUCGAUUUAGCCCCGAAAUUCGCCGUUCUCGUCGUCGCCGCCACCACCACCGGUAUGAUUCCCCUCCCUCUCUCCUCUCGAGGAUCCAAUCUGAAAAGGUUCGUCAUGGUGACGGUAGUAACGACAGCGGCUCCAAAGUUUCGAUCCGAGAACAAUAUUGGACGAGAGAAUCGAGCCCGCUACCACCGGUACAACCUCCACCUUUGACACCUAGAAGAUACGCGCAUGGUUCCGGAUACGCAGGAUCGAGCGGCGAUUUGUCUCGUUGCGCCGCUUCUUCUUCCUCAAACACGUUUGAGAAAGUGAAACGAGAGUCAGAAAAAGCGGCGGUGAUGACUUCCUCGACGGUAACUCGUGAAGGAAGCUUCGAGUUCAAGGAUCGUUCAGUCGUCGGAGACGACGACGGCGGCGAUGAACGUUUGCCCGAAAAAAAUUGGAUCGACUCGUUGCGUCGUGGUAGUGAUAAGAAAAAAACUAGCUCGAGCGAAAAAGCUCGGUUGAAAAACGUUGCGCAGUAUCAACCUCCGCCAAUACCGAGUUGUCCCUUCGAACAGGAUCGCAUGAGGGCCGCUUUUGAAAUGCAUCUGGAUAAGGCGAACGAACAACAGCCGCAUUCUCAGCACAAAACUAAUAGAUUGAAAAGCCUCUUCGGUGGCAAGAGUCCUCAAAAGCCAAAUACUCUCGAUCUGCCAAAAGACAUUCCAAAGACUUUACUCGGAUCUCCGAGACUUCAUCGCGCGCUCUUUCGCGACAAAAGUUGGAGCCAGCAGCAGCAGCAACAACAGCAACAACAACGAGAACAACGAGAGCAACAACGACAACCUGUACGUUCGGCGAGUCAGAGUCCCGGAGAUAGCGGUAUAAGCCAGUCAUUGAGUUCCUCCAGUGGGAAUAGUCAAUCUCAUACUCUCAGUCAGAGCUUCAGUUCGGUCAGUUCGGUAAUGAGCGAUUGGAGCCCGGACACUCCGACGUUUGGCGCCAAAACCUCCAAGGCCUGUAGUACGACGGAAAAUUCGAUCUGUCAAACGAGAUUUUCGAGCGGAAACAAAAAUUGGAUGACGCCACCGAGUUUGCCAUACAUCCCGCCACCAGCGUCAACCCCGCCGCCACCACUGGACGAUUAUCCCGGAUUGGAAUAUCCUCCGGUCUUUGAACCCGGUACUUACUCUCUCACGGAUCCGUCUUUCAUCAAAAACCGUGCUAAAACCGUGCUCUCUUCGCUCUCUUCGAACAGAGGGGGGAAUCAUCGGGCAUCUGGUGAGGGGGUGGAGGAAUAACGACGCUCUCGUUGCUGGAAAUCAAGUACGAAAUGCAAGCCUCUGGGAUAUCGUUUUAUUUCAUUCAUCAAACUUGGUUUUGCAAGAUUGAUCGCACGACUAUUUGACGUUGGAGAAACAGCGCGAGAUCAUGCGAAGUCAAUCUUCCUGCUUCGCUGCUAGGCGGCGAAACAACAUUCUUUGAUACGGCGCGAUAGGCUUUUCAACGAACCGUCCAAAAUUUGUGCCUCCAUUUCAAUAAUACGUAUAAUAAUAACCUCUGUUGAACAUUAAAAAAAAAAAAAAAAAUAUUAACAUGAAGUAGAAGGU